Messenger RNA from Amphibalanus amphitrite, 2147 nucleotides. RefSeq names its product trichohyalin-like. The transcript has 6 exons. Lineage: Eukaryota; Metazoa; Arthropoda; Thecostraca; Balanomorpha; Balanidae. The coding region runs from base 7 to 1329 and encodes 440 amino acids. The record is from RefSeq and is a predicted model, not a curated record.
UCGGGGAUGGCGCGCGGCGCUUUGCUGCUGUGUCUGGUGCUGACGGCGGCAGCGGCAGCCGCCGCCGAGGGCGACGCGUCGCUGUCGACGCGUCUGGCGGCGCUGGAGGCGGCGCAGCGCGCGGACCGCGCCGAGCUGGUCCAGCUGCGGGCGCAGCUGGCCGGCCGCGACCGGCUGCGGGAGGCGCUGCCGCAGCUGGGCCGCGAGCUGCGGCAGCUCAGCCGCCACGUGGGUGGCCAGGCGGCCGUGAGGGACGAACUGGAGGAGCUGCGCGCCGAGAUCGGCAGCUUCAGUCAGGAGGUGCACGCCGUGAAGGCGCUGGGCCGCCCUCCGCCGGUCAGCGCCGACCACACGACCGUGCAGUGGCUGCGUGAGCGGGUGACGUCACUGGCCAGUCAGCUGGCCGAGCUGUCGGAGCGCGCCAACGCUACCGAGCUGCUGCAGCUGCGACAGGAGUCGGCGGACCGCUCUGAGCAGCUGCGGCUCGAGCUGCGCCAGCUGGCCGAGCGGCAGCAGCAGCUGCGCGCGCAGCACGAGGCGCAGCGCAGCCGGUCGGCGCAGGUGGGCGCCGAGCUGGCCGAGCUGCGAGAGGAGGCCCGCCGGCAGCAGGACACCUUCAGCAGCCUGCUGCGCGAGGUGUCAGCACUGCGCCGCGAGCUGCUGCUGGGUGUGCCCGCCGGAGUUUCGUCGGGCGGCCGGCGGCGGCGCCACGGUCGCCGGUCGGCGGGCGCCCGGUUUCGGCAGCGCGUGCUGGCGGACGUGCUGGAGGUGCUGUACGACAAACAGCUGCGCCUGGACGAGCGCCAGGUGGCGGACCAGAGGAACCGCAGCGAGCUGGCCGCCGGCCUGGCCGAACAGCGCCGCCGACUGGAGCGGCUCGAGCGCCGGGUGGAGGGCGCAGAGAGCGAGGGCCGCCUCCUCAGCUGGCGGCUCAACGCCACUGACGGGACGGGCGCGGCGCGCGCGCUGAAGCAGUCCACCUCGGUGCUGAUCCGGGAGGUGGAGCAGCUGGAGACCAAGCUGGACGCCAGGACGGCCGCACUGCAGGCUGAGCUGGCGCGGCUGGACGUGGGCUGCGGUCAGCUGACGACGGCCGUGGACGAGCUGCGCCAGCGCCAGGCCGGCCUGCCCGAGCGCGCAGACAGGCUGAGCCAGCAGCUGGCGGCCGUCUCCCGGGAGCACCAGGUGACGCGCAGUCAGCUGAUGGUGCUCCAGGCCGACCUGCUGACCCUCAGCCUGGACGGGAGUGGCCACACGGACCCUGCCGACCUGACCCUCAGCCCGGACCGGACGGACCCCACGGACCCUGCCGGCGGCGCGGGCACCUGAGCGGCCGCCGGUCCCCGCUCGCCGCAGCUGAGCUGACACGCAGCAGUGCCAACAGUACAAGGCCGGCCCGCCGGGCAGCUAGUCACCGUACGUCACCGCCGAGCGGGCGGGCGGGCGGCGCGGGACGGCCGGCGGCGGAGAACCGGGGCCGGUCAGCGUCACUAUAGGAGUCACACUGCCCAGUGUCACACCGCCUGGGGACACGCCACGGGCAGUGUCACACCGCCUGGGGGUCCCGGAGUGUCACAUACUGGGGACGUGUCUCGGACAGUGUCACACAGUCACACAGCCUGGGGGCGUGUCCGGGACAGUGUCCCACCGCCUGGGGACGUGUCCCGGACAGUGUCACACCGCCUGGGACGUGUCCCGGACAGUGUCACAGAGACUGGGGACGACGUGUCCCGGACAGUGUCACACCGCCUGGGGGUCCCGGACAGUGUCACACAGACUGGGGACGUGUCCGGGACAGUGUCACACCGGACGAUGAGGGUACCAUCGCACGCUCAUGUGGCAAGUUAUAGGAGAGUCAAAAAGUUCAUCGUAGUGUCGUGAGUCGUAAAACAGCUGAGGAUACAAUAGCAGCUCAGCCAAGUAGGUCCGAUAUAUUUAGAUGCUAGUUAGUGAUAGUAUUCCGAUCGUGUGCUGUCGCGCGCGUCUACCCGUACAAGACACAGGUUAGAACCUGUUUAGAGCUUUUAACAGUGGAAUAGCGCUAAGGAUGCCGGUGAAUCCGUUUUGACACCGACGUAGCGUCAGCGUGGAAGUAGCAUGGAUGAUGCCGCGUUAUCUCGUGAAUACAGAUUAUCCUCUUUCUGUAA